UCGCCUUCGUUACCUAUAAUACAACACUUACUUUUGUACUCUCUCUCUCUCUCUCUCUCUUUCACGCUGUGUCGUUUCGUUCGUACAGUCACUUUGUUUUUUUCAAGUGCCGAAAAGAGUACAAAUGAUGAUAAUAAUGUGAAAGAGCCGUGUGAUCGGUAUGGUAUACGUAUAUCUAAGUUAUUGCAAAGUACAUAGUACGUGUGGACAAGUGCACAUCGUUUGAUGAAAUCGACGGAAGAAUGUGCGUGUGUACGCGCGAGGUCGUUGAACCAUCGCGCGAGAAAAGGGACACCGCUUGAUUGAUCGGCACCAGCGCAAUUGCUCGCGCGAUCGUACGCGUAUGUGCCUAUUGUUGUUGACGUUGUCACGCGUUAGACGUACCAGAAUUUACCCGUACACUUGGCUGUAUUAAAAUUUGUAACGUAUGUGAAAAAUCGCGUGUAUUAAAUUACGACAGAUGCGCUAAAUUAAUCUUCCGGCGCGAGGACGAUGAGUAUAGGAUAACGAUCUCUGCUCCAUCAUCGACAAAAGGGGACGCAUCGGCGUGUGUGAAAAACACAAAAAGUCAUGCAAUUUGGCCGAUCUUGCAUCCCACCGAUGACGAUCAAUCGCAGCCAGUGGCGGCGUUAUCUAAUCGGCACCGUUGCUCACUCGAUCCGAUCGGGUCACGGAUACCGGUCAAGGUCUCCCUGCUAACGCUCUGGGUCGCGAUCGAGAAAUUUCCUCCCUCUCUCUCUUUCGGUAUGCACGAGCAGCAGGGCACACGUCGUCGCGGAUAGUUUGCAGAACUGCUCUCUGGAUAUACACAAUAGAUCGGUAUACGUCAUAUAGAGAAAGAGAGGCGCAACAACGAUGCAGGGGAGAUCGGUAAUCGCGCGUUGUUCCUUGCUCCUGCUCGCGCUUCCAACUUUGAAUGGCGAUCAGUGGCUAAUGCAGGGCGACUUCAUCCCCGAGUCGGAGGCGAGGCGCUCGAGCCUCGUCCUGGCGACGACAAACUCGACGACGAGCGUGUCCUCGUCGAUGCGACUGACGCUGACGUCGCCCCCGAGGCACCGGAUAAACUGCGUCCUCGCGGCCGCGCUGGGCAUGAACGGCAACGUCAGGCUCGUCGACGGCGGCGUUGGCUUUGGCAACGUGACGCUGGGCUACGAGACGAUUUCCGGGAAAAUGGACCAGCUGUUCGUGCAGAUCGAGUCGAACGCGGAGGACCGGCUCAGCGUCAGGGACAACGUGGCGGAGAACUCGAGGGUUACCAUUUUGUACGACAUGUUCAGGGAUUGGCAGAGACAGGGCCCAGGGACGAGGGGUGACGUUGGCGAUGGUUACAACAACACCGUGCUGGCCUCGGAAGAUGAGUCCAAUGCGGCCGAUCGGGGGGUCUGAUGAUACUGAUGAGCUGACACUUGUACAACGGAGGGGAUACGCGUUUUAUUGGGAUUGAUGGGUGUCUGCGAGUACAUGAAUGUAUCAUUAUACUGUCGGAUUACGGGUGCAUCAAUAGUUUAGUGAUUAUCUGAAUUGUAAUAAACGAGCUAGUGUCCUCGACCGUCGAAUUGAACAUUACCUAUACAUAUAUUAUAUUAAAAAAAAAAAUUACAUUGUACAAACGUAUAAUCAUGCUUUAGCGAGUAAACGUGUACGUCUCCAUGCUCUUAAUUAUAUAUACAUGUCAUACAAAAACUCUCUCAUAUGGUAUAGAUAAAAUACACACAUACCCAAUUGGAGUCUAUUUUGUA
Molecule: messenger RNA, 1739 nt
Organism: Copidosoma floridanum
Lineage: Eukaryota; Metazoa; Arthropoda; Insecta; Hymenoptera; Encyrtidae
Source: RefSeq, a predicted model, not a curated record